GACAAUAAAAAUAAAAUAACUCUGAGAGAAUAAAUACGAAAAAACUUUGAACUGCUCUCUCUCUCUCGAAGCUCUCAACAAAAAUCGAAAUCGAAGAAGAAGAAGAAGUUGUUGUUGUAACAAUGGAGCCACCACCUCCUGAAAGAUCGAAACGCCUCCACAACUUCUCUUUACCUCAUCUCCGUUGGGGUCAACAGAGAUUCCUCAGAUGCGUCAAUCUACCAUCUCCUCCUCCUUCUUCUUCCUCUCCCGAUCACGCAGCCACCAACAGAUCCGUCUCCAUAGCUGGAGGAGGAGGAGCGAAGAACGGUGAGGUAGUUGCGGCGGCUAGGCCAUGGAAUCUGAGGAUGAGAAGAGCUGCGUGUAGUGAACCUGGAGAGAUUGAAAUUGGCGUUAAGAAGAGAAGUAUCAUCGAUAAUGAAGAUGGAGGAGAUAAGAAGAAUGAGAAAUCGAAAUUAUCUAUUUCGUUGUUGAGAGAUGAAAUUGAACAAGAUUUCUCCAUUGCUUUUGGGAAAAAACCUUCAAAGAGACCUAAGAAGAGACCAAGGCUUGUUCAGAAGAAAUUGAAUACGAUUUUUCCAGGAUUGUGGUUGAAUGAAGAAGAAGUGACUAUUGAUUCAUAUAAUGGACCUGAAGCAGCUUAGGAAACAACUAUAAAGGUUUUUACUUUAGGAUAAAAUGUAUCUCUCUUGUUCUUGUUCUACUUUGAGACAUUCUCAAGUUUAGCAAUUUUCUGGUGUAAAGCAUAUUACUGGGAAUCUCAUCAUUCAUUUACUAAUUGUAAUCUCCAGCUGUUUGUUUUUUUAGUAAUGCAGUUGCUUCAAUAUUGUUUCUCAAGUUUAGCGAUGUUCCGGUCAGUGAAGCAGAUAACCGAGGUUUCAUUCAUGAUGUUUAGUUUAGUAAACAAAUUCAUCACCAGUCUAAUUGUAAUCUCUAGCUGUUUGUUUCUUGAAUCUAGUUCAUAUAGUCUCUACUCUUAUUGUUGUUGACAUUGCUGGUAUGUUGAUGGCUAAAGAUCUUUAACAUAAGAAACUUCUUGAUCUCGAGUAUGUUUCGCGGCUCGCUUCCUCAAUGUCAAGAACAUGCUGCUUGUUUCAUAGGGCAAUGUCUGUUGAGGGCUGGAACAGGUUUCUUUGUACAAAACAUCUCUCAUCUCUGAGGUUAAAGAUGGUUUCUUUAUUGAAUAUCUAGAGUCUAUACUACUUGAUUAUCACUGAAGUUUAGGACCUUGCGUUUUGACGCGGUUUCGUGAUGCAUACAUAUGUGUUGUUUUGGCCAGUGGUUUAAAACAAAAUCUAAAUCUGAUUACACAACAAUAUUUGUGCUAUCAUAUGUUGUUUGAUGACUUCACAGGUUUCAGACAAGAAUCUAUGUAAGAUAUCCUCAAGUCACCUCAAUAAGUCUGUUUACAAAUC
Molecule: messenger RNA, 1415 nt
Organism: Arabidopsis arenosa
Lineage: Eukaryota; Viridiplantae; Streptophyta; Magnoliopsida; Brassicales; Brassicaceae
Source: the annotation of a GenBank genome assembly